CUACUUUGUAUCCAGGAGGGAAUUCACACCACACAGGCUCAUCUAGAGGUGAGUAAAGAAAAGCUGUCUCCACAUCCAGGUGCUUCAGUUCUAGGUCCAUCGCAUUAGCUGUGCUGGCCACCACAUGGAAUGCAUCAAACUGCAGAGUGGGAGAGAAGGUGGGGCCUCUCUCCUCCACUGGCUACUCAAAGCCACGCACCACUAUCCUAGCCUUGAACUUGUGAGCUCUGAUCGCAAAAACCCACUUGAUGGACAAUACUCGCUUCCUGGCUGAGAUACUCGCUUCCUGGCUGAGCUGCGAGUCACUGUCUUAUACACAUUCUUGUCGCGCACACUGUUCAUCUCACGAUCCAUUGCUUCUUGCCAUCUAUGCUUCAGUGGACUACGCAUUGCCUGUGCGUAAGACCUGGGCUCGCCCAGCAGCCGCGCAAGCGCCAAGUCACGUCUCAGAUCCUCAUCUAUUCCAGUAGUCAUGAUUCACACACAGAAAACAGUGAGUGGAUGCACACUCGUCUCACGCACAUACAGCACAUAACUCAAGGCACACACGCACAUCACACACAGAUGCACACAUGCCGAUGCACACGUACACACACAUGCACACGCACAUGCACAUCUACCCGUACUCACUCUCCGAGCCCUCUGUCUCCCCCUCUGUCUCCAAACGCACUCUCUCAUGCUCGUCGAUCUCCUCUCCUCUCAAGCUCGGCGUCUAGCCCAGCUUCUCCCUGACGAGUUCGUUGACCUUCUCUUGCCGCUCGCGCUGAGCCUGCUGCCUCCUGGCCAAUGUGCUGCCGGUCAGUUGGGGUGUCCGCUUCUUGAUGUACUCCUGCAGGGUGGGCAGCUCUUUCUGCACGUCUGCUCUGACGGCGUUGACCUGCCGCUGGCCGCAAUUGGAGAAGUCGUAGCCCUCCUCGUCUCGCUUGGGUGGCUGCACCUUGCGCCGCAGAUUGUAUCUGCCGCCCCCUCUGUCGCGCUGGUCUCCUUGUUGUUGUGGUUGCUGUACAGCUGGUGGUGGGGUUGGUGGGGGUGGUGGUGAGGAUGAUGGGCCGUCACGCUGUGGCUGGGUCUGCGGGAUGGGCUGGGGUCGUGGGGUAUUGUUGGUGUUGGUGGGUGCGGGGGGGGUCGGGGUGUUGUUGGCGUUGGUGGCAGGCGUGGGCAUGGGGGAAGGUGGGGUCGUGGAGCUCGACAGCGACGGGACGCGGGUGUUGAACUGCAGACGCUCGUCACCCACACGCUCACACACCGUGUCACCUCCUCCCUCAUGCCCGUGUUGCCCGUGUGUCCUCCCCGUCCCACUCUCGUCUACCCAUGGGGCUGGUGUGGGGUUCAUCAUGCGCUCCUGUCGCUCCUUGAAGGGGAAUCGGGUCUCGUCCACCGUCACCUCCGCAGUCUCGAUCACCUUGUUCGUGUUGGGGUCGAGGACGCGGUAGGCGCCCUUCAUGUUCGGAACCACGCCCAGCAUCACCAUCACCUUGCUCUUGGGCUGCAAUGCCGUCCGCUUCUCCUUCCUCUGGUGCACGAAUGCCGCCGACCCGAAGAGGAACAGGCCUUUGAUGCUCGAUUUGGUGCCGUAGAGGGCGAAGUGGGGAGAGGUGAUCUCGCCGUCGGGAAGCUGCACCGCCUUGGACACAACGAUGUUGUGGAUCUUGACGGCAUAUUCGAGCGCGUAGGGCCAGUAGGCGAGGGGCAUGCCUGCGUCUGCGAGGAUCGCCCUCACCAUGCUCAUGAUGAUGUCGAUCCUUCUCUCCACGACGCCGCCCUGGUGCCGCUUGUGUGGGGCGUCGAACUGCUGCCGGAUGCGCCGCUCCCUGCAGUACUUGGCCAAGGCGCCGUACCGGAACUCCUUGGCGCCGUCGCUCCGCAGCGUCUUGAUCUCACUCCUGACCUGCUCGUACUUGCUCACACACUCCGUGAUCUUCUUGCGCGAUGUGACAGUGAAGGCGGUGGUGUGGCGGGUCUUGUCAUCCGUCAGCAGGAAGAAGCCCGUGUGGCCCUUGAUCGACGUUGGCAGGGGCUUGUGGUCGAGGUGCACCAGGUCGAAAGGCUUCUCCGCUCUGGUGCCGGGGUCCUUGCACACAUUCUUGAGGCGCAUCUUGCCCGCCAUGCACCAAUCACACACGCCCUUGUCACCUGGUGGCUUGAUCACGGGCAUGUCCUCGACGAACUUCUGCGUCUUGGCCAGCUUGUCGUAGCUGACGUGGCAGCACAGCCUGUGCGUACGGAUGGCCGCCUCCUUGGUCUUGUCGCUCGUGGCCGCCGUCAGCGGUGGGGCGGGUGGGUUUGCGGAUGGGGGUGGGGCUUUUGCGGGUGAGGGUGGGAUCGGUCCGGCGCACAGGUAGUACAGGUUGCCUUCCAUGCGGAGAGCGAUGGUGUGCUGCACUGAGCCCCUUGCAGAAACGAUGAGUACCCAUGCACUCGAUCGAGGAUACCCGCAGACAGCAGGUUGACAGACAGGCCGGGUACGUAGAGCACGUUGCCGAUCCGCACGGGAAGCUCACGGCCGUCCGUCUGCCGCACGAGCAUCUGGAUGGUGCCCACACCCUCCGCUGUGGUCGUCUGCCCCGUCACCGAGCGAAUGCGGUACUUUGUGGUUGGCUCGAUGUUGGUGAAGUACCUCUUGUCCCACACGCAGUGCCGCUCUGAUGCGGAGUCGUGCAUGAUCCGCUGGUCCUUGACAUUGGAGAGCGUGGCCGCCACACACGUCUCGACGAUGAUGUCCGUCUCGCUCUCGUUGUUGUCGACCAUCUCCACCUUGGCAUGCGACGCCAUGCCGACGUCCUGGGUCUCCUCCACGAUGUAUGACGACUCGAAGAGGGGCGAGUCGUCGCACUCCCCAAACGCCACGUUGACGUGGGUGCCGCCCCUUCUGCCACGGGAGCCCCCGCUGCCCCCUCUCGACGGCUGAUAGCCGCCACGGCCGCCUCUGCCGCGAUACCCUGGGGGAACCCAGCCGGUGGGCCACUGCACCCUCUCGCGCUCCUCGUCUGCUCUGAGGAUGAAGCAGUGCCGCCAGCCGCCCUUGUGUGCCUUCUGGCAGUAGUCGCACUGCACGACGGCAAGGGGCUUGCCGUUGUCCGUCUGGCCGCCAUUGGCUGUGAAGCCCCCUCUGCCGUUGCCCAUCUUGCCGCCUCUGCCGCGGCUCACGCCCCUGUGGCCGCCUCUGCCUCUGCUGGUGCCCCUGCCUCUCCCGUUGUGCUGGUUGCCGCUCCACGACUUGACAUUCGCCGUCAUGGAGAUGUUGCCGCCGUUCUCUCUGUUGUGGUCGUCGGCGUAGUUGAUGAGCACCUGCUGGAACUCAUCCCAGUUGCUGCCAGCCGAUUGGCCGUGGAGGUACUUGAUGAAGUCCUCCAGGGCCGUCUUCCGGAUGGCCCGCUUCAUGAUGUCGAUCUUGAUGUGCUCGUUGAUGUCCUGCCCGAGCGCCUUCGCCCGCGCGCACAGCUUGUUGAAGCGCGCCAGCUCGAGCUGCACGUCGAUGCUGGUCAUCUCGAAGUCGAUCACGUCCUGCACCGACUUGCCCUUCAUGGCCUUUCGGUCUGACGCAUAUGCCGACGCCAGCCGAUAGAAGAGCAACGCACCCUUGCCCUCCUUCUCCGUGUCGCCCUUCCAUUCCACCACUGCCGCAGACACAAUCUCCUGUGCCUUGCCAUUGCAUCCGCAGAUCAGCCAGGUCCAGGGGUCCUUGAGGGCCUGGUGCUCCUUGGAGGGACUGCGGGUGCUGGCUGGGCCACUCUCGGCACUCGCGCUGGGCGUGGGGAUGAGGCUCCCCUCUGUCGAUCCGGCCUCCCACAGCCCGGGGGCCUGGUCUUUCUCUGCCUCAGUCGUGGGCAGCAGCUGCUCCAAUGACCUGGCCGUCAUCAGACCUUGCAGCUUCAUGUGGAA
This is a messenger RNA of Vitrella brassicaformis, 3882 nucleotides long. Lineage: Eukaryota; Vitrellaceae. The record is from the annotation of a GenBank genome assembly.